Mytilus californianus (California mussel) is the source of this 8395-nucleotide messenger RNA. RefSeq names its product septin-7-like. Gene Ontology annotation, cellular component: septin complex; septin ring; microtubule cytoskeleton. The coding region runs from base 701 to 2470 and encodes 589 amino acids. Gene Ontology annotation, biological process: cytoskeleton-dependent cytokinesis; cilium assembly. The transcript is spliced from 14 exons. NCBI's taxonomy places the organism in Eukaryota, Metazoa, Mollusca, Bivalvia, Mytilida, Mytilidae. Gene Ontology annotation, molecular function: GTP binding; molecular adaptor activity; GTPase activity. The record is from RefSeq and is a predicted model, not a curated record.
UUAGGGUUGGAUCAAUGGUGCAAGGACAAAUUAACUGUUGUAUUUAAAUGUUAAUUAUCGUCUCACUAAGCGUGGAUCAAAAUUAUUGAUCCUGUCAAUAGUUAGUACAAUCAUCUCUGCCCAAUUUGGACAACAAUCAGACAAUUGGAACACAACAAUGAAUAAAAUCUGUGCUCUUUAUAAAUACCAGUCACUGUUUUUUUACCGUACAUGUUGUCACAAAUAAUCUUCAUUGUCAGGAUUUAUUACAGUAUAAAAUAAAUUUCAAGAUAUUUUGAAGAUUUAAAAAGUCUGAUCCUUUUUGUAUUGAUCAAUAUUUGUGUCUCAUGUUUACACUGCAGUGUUUAGAGGAAAUGACUUCUGUUUGAGGGAAACACAUCCUGUGUAUGUAGAGAAAGUCUGUUUGUUAUCAAUCAGUCUUAUGUGUGUAUGAUGUAGAUUUAUCUGCACUCAGCAGGAGAUUAAAUUUCACCUCAAACUUUUAGGAGGAGGAAUAUUUUGGCAGUGUAUAAGGUGCCUCUGUCUUAAGUUUAAUGACUUUUACAUGUGCUAGGAGUUAAUUAGACUUCACAACAAUUUGUGUGUUUUAAUUUAGGAUUUCGUUGAUUAUUGUUUGUGAUCUAUAUUCACCAUCUGGAUUGAGUAUUGCUAGUGUGUUGAAGUAAUUAAUUUCCACUUUGAUGAACUUCUGACAAACAACAUGGCUGCCAGUACACCUAUGACACAAUCAGGCACAGGUAGAGGACCAGCUCCACCACUACCAGAGAAACCUCCUUCGGUGGCAGAGAGGACAAGACUUCUAAAAUCAAGUUUUCGUAAGGAUGAUGUUGAUAAACCAAAAGUUAUAGCUUCAAGUCCAAUAGUAGAAAGAGCAGCAACACUACCACAUGGUCAUGAGACAAAUGGGGAUAAAUCGGAGACUCCUUCUCCUGCUAGUAGUGUGGGGUCCAUGACUAGUGUAGGGGUUAAGGCCUCUACUCCAGACUCAGUUAAGGACUUGCCACCAAAGCCGGCAGUAAGUCCACCAGCUUUAAACGCUAAGCGGGAAGCAUUUUUCAAAGAUGCACCAAAAUUUGAUCCAGCAGCACGAUUUGCAGCAGAUCGUGAAAGACGUGAGGAAAGAACUAGAGAACCAGUAGCUUCAAAAGAUGAUGAUAGAGAGAAAGAACACCAUAAAGACAGAAAACACGGAGGAGGAGAUACAGGAUCUAAAGAAUUGGAAGGAUAUGUUGGAUUUGCUAAUUUACCGAACCAAGUUUAUAGAAAAUCUGUUAAAAAAGGAUUUGAAUUCACACUAAUGGUAGUUGGUGAAUCAGGGCUUGGAAAAUCAACACUGAUUAAUUCAUUAUUUUUGUCUGACUUAUAUAGUAGUGAUUAUCCAGGACCAUCACACAGAAUACAAAAAACUGUUAAGGUGGAUACAACACAAGUAGUACUAAAAGAAAAUGGUGUACAGUUAAAGUUAACGACAGUAGACACACCAGGUUUUGGUGAUGCUGUGGAUAAUAGUAACUGUUGGCAGCCAGUAAUAGACUAUAUAGAUAGCAAAUAUGAUGAAUAUUUGAAUGCAGAAUCACGAGUCAACAGAAUCACAAAUGCUGAUACUCGAGUUCAUGUGUGUUGUUACUUCAUUGCACCUACAGGUCACGGAUUAAAACCAUUAGAUGUAGAAUUCAUGAAACGCCUUCAUGAUAAAGUCAAUAUCAUCCCCAUCAUAGCCAAGGCAGACACAUUAACUCCUGAUGAGUGUCGAGAAUUCAAGAAAACUAUAUUGAAUGAAAUUGCUCAACACAAGAUAAAGAUUUAUGAAUUUCCUGAAUGUGAUGAUGAAGAGGAAAACAAACUACAGAAAAAAAUGAGGGACCGAGUGCCUUUUGCAGUUAUAGGCAGCAACAGAGUAAUAGAAUCAGGUGGAAAAAAGGUCAGAGGUCGACAGUAUCCAUGGGGUAUUGUAGAAGUGGAAAACUUAGAACAUAAUGACUUCAUCGCAUUACGGAAUAUGCUAAUCAGAAAACAUAUGCAAGACCUUAAAGAUGUAACAAACAAUGUACAUUAUGAGAACUUUAGAUACAACAAACUAGCUCCUACUUCAGUUGAUGGAAAUAAAAUUAAACCAGGAUCAUUAUCAAAAGAUCCAUUAACUCAAAUGGCUGAGGAGAAACGAGACCAUGAUAUUAAGAUGAAGAAGAUGGAGGCUGAAAUGGAACAUGUUUUCGAAACUAAAGUCAAAGAAAAAGAACAAAAGCUUAAAGAAUCAGAAGCAGAUUUGCAAAGAAGAUCAGAACAUACAAAGAAAAGUUUAGACCAACAACAGAAAGAAAUGGAUGAUAAAUGGGCACAAUUUCAAAAAGAGAAGAAAGCUUGGGAAGAAGCAAUGGGAAUUUCAGGAUCAAAUGAAAAUAUUAAAGAUUUUAUCAAAAACUCUCCAAGCUCACACAAGAAAGAAAAAAAAGGCUAUUUUAGUAAAUGAUAAUUUAUCUAUGAAGAGACUAGCCAUUGGCAGUGGUUGCUAUGGUAACAGUAUUGUUUUUGUUGGAAAUGGAUUAGAUUGCUCACAUAACCAUAGAAACAAUAACAAAAGGUGCUGAAAUUUUGCUGCAAGAAAGUAGUAAGGAUUCUAUAGUGUUGACAGUAUUAAGGAUGGCCAAAGACAUUGAUUUAUACAUGGUCAGAAUCAUCUUAUCUUUGAUUUGAUUCAUCCAUGUUCUCAAUGGUUUUUGACAUGGAAUAAUUCAUUUAGUUAGGUCAUGUAAGUUUUAAAAUCUAUGAUAAAGAUUCAAGAGAAAUUCCUGAACCUAGCACCAUUUUCAUAGUUCAGGAUAAUUUAAUGCAUUAGUGAUGUAAUAUAUGCAUAAUAAACUGCUUGUUAAAUUUAAUUACAAUGAGACUUAAGUUCAUAAUUCUGUUUCUAACUAAGUAUGAAAUAGUUGGUCUUAUUAUAGGAAAUUAAUUAAGUGCUAUUUUUGUGCAAAAAUAUUACACAAAAUGUCUUUACAUUUAUAAGUUAGUACCCAUAGGUUAAUUAGUUUUCAUUGUCCCAUAAUUUAAAUGUUGCCUUUACAAUUUUUACUUCAAAAAAUAUUUCAUUGUUGGUAUUUCUAUUAAAAAUAAUACAAAACCAUUUGUAUAAUUACAUAUUCCAAAACCUUUGGAAAAUUAUUUGAUACCACUAUGUGUUUCACGAAAAGCCUUUAGACCAGUCUUGUAGUUUCACGAAAAGCCUUUAGACCAGUCUUGUAGUGGUUUACAUCUGAUUUUGCAUUUCUCUCAUAGAAAGUUUCAAACUGUCUUUAUAAAGGCUAUGUAAACAUUCUUUUUUAUGUUUGUCAUCAAAAGAUAUAUGUGUUGUUUUAUAUUUUGUAUAAAUGUAUUGUUUUAAUGUAUUUAUUAACAUUCUGUGUCAAAAUAAGAUUUUGACAUUGUUUUAGAUCAGCUAUGAAGUUUAUAGAGAUAAUAUAGAUAUGUACUUAAAAUUCGUUAAAUUUUGCAAGAGUAUUUCAUGUUAAUGCCCAGGUCAGAGUGAACAUCUCAAAGGAGGGAUGCCUAGAAAAAAAACCAGAAUUUCUCCUGUUUUGUAUCAUUCAUGAGUCAAUAAGUGUGUUGAUGUCAAAUUGAUAAAUUUAAAUUUUAUUAUAAAACUCUUGCAAUGAUUUUUCUUCAUUUUGUGAUAAUUUAAUGUCCUUACAAUUAGCUUGUACAUGUGUAUGAUUUUGCAAUAUUAUGUUAGGAAGGGGGACACUUAUCAAGUCUGCAAAGGUCAUCAAUGUCCAUCUUUGCUUCCUCUUAUUUUGUUCAAAUUAAUUAAGUGAAUGUCAGAAGAUCAUUUAACAGAAGUUUAUGUUGAGCUUUGUAUAAGCAAAAACACAAAUGUCAUGUUAAAAAAAAUAUAAAGGUUUCACAUGUAAUAAAAAAAACUAUUGUCUCUGCAUAAACUAUAUGUAUGUCUUAUUUUAUUUCUUACAAUUGAAUGGCAGGAAUUGUAAAUAUAUCUGAUUAUUAUAUAUUUAUAUCUUCACUUACAUUGAAUAUCUUCAAGUUUUAAGUUAUUUCAUGUAUUCAUGUAUUUUUAUUCUGGUAUUCCUGGUGACCAACUCAUUACUCUAAUGGAAAGUUCAUUUUCAAAAUUCAAAGAUUGUUGCUUGCAAUGUUGAUCUUGGAUGGCAUUCAUUAGCAUUUUACAUGUGAAUUACCAAAAUUUAAAAUAAUGCAUCAUAAAUCCUUAUUAGCUAUUAGUAUUUGAAUAUAGGUAUAGUUUUAACAAGCACAGCAAAAUAGAUAUUUCAAGAUAAAAUUUGCAGUGUAUGGGUACAAAUAUCAUGUAAAUGUAUAUCAUUGUAUGAGUGAGCUAACACCUCCAAGAAUGCAAUUCUCAUAUUGCUGAGGAUGGUAGCAGUAAUGAAAAAAUACAUAAUCAAAUUGCUUAGCUUUUUAGGUUUCUUUUUUGCUUUGAACACUUUUUUGUUGUUGUGGACAAAAAUUUUAAAUUGAAUUUAAGCAGUUACAAAAAAAGUACACUUGAUUCUUACAAUUUAAAGUAAAAUUUAACAGUUGCCACAUUUUUAUACGACCGCAAAAAUUAAAAAUUUUUUGGUCGUAUAUUGGUAUGACGUUGGCGUCGUCGUCGUCGUCGUCGUCGUCGUCGUCUGGCGUCGUCCGGCGUCGUCCGAAGACACAUUGGUUUUCGCACUCUAACUUUAGUUUAAGUGAAUGGAUCUCCAUGAAAUUUUACCAUAAGGUUCUAUACCACGAAAGGAAGGUUGGGAUUGAUUUUGGGGGUUAUGGUACCAACAGUUAAGGAAUUAGGGGCCAAAAAGGGGCCAAAAAUAAGCAUUUUUGUAACUUCCAGACAAUAACUUGUGUGUAAGUGUAUGGAUCUCUCUGACAUUGUACCACAAGGUUCCAUAUCACAAAGGGAAGGCUGUUAUUGAUUUUGGGGGUAAUUGCCUCAAAAUUUUAGGAAUUAGGGGCCAAAAAAGGGGCAAAAAACAAGCAUUUUUCUAGUUUCAUGACAAUAACUUGUGUGUAAGUGUUUGGAUAUUUCUGAAAUUGUACUACAAGGUUCCAUAUCACAAAGGGAAAGCUGGAAUUGAGUUUGGGGGUAAUUGCCCGAAAGGUUUAGGAAUUGGGGGCCAAAAAGGGGCCAAAAAUAAGCAUUUUUCUAGUUUCCAGACAAUAACUUGUGUUCAAGUGUAUGGAUCUCUCUGAAAUUGUACUGCAAGGUACCAUACCACAAAGGGAAGGCUGGGAUUGAGUUUGGGGGUGAUGAAUCAUAAGGGGGUUCAAAAAAUUUGGGGGGGGGGGGAUUUUUUUUUUUUUUUUUUUUUUAUCUUUUUUUCCUUUUCUUUUCUUUUAAAAUUUUCCAUUUUAAGUUGGUUAUUUCUGAUUUAUAUUUAAAAGCAAAUAAUAAUGAUAUGGUAGGAGAUACACACCAAACAGAAUGUGUAAAUUAUUAUAUAAUAAGUAUUGUGCAAUAGCAAGAAAUUUUCAAUUGCACAGUAUUGCACAAUAGCAAGAAAUCUUCAAUUGCACAGUAUUGCACAAUAGCAAGAAAUCUCCAAUUGCACAGUAUUGCGCAAUAGCAAGAAAUAUCCAAUAGCACAAUAUUGCGCAAUAGCAAGAAAUUGUCAAUUGUACAGUAUUGCGCAAUAGCAAGAAAUAUUCAAUUGCACAGUAUUGUGCAAAAGAAGAUACUUCGUAUAAAUUGCUUAUUUCUUGAUCAAUUUCAAUAGGGUUUUAUUCUUGAAUUCUUGGGGUUCUUUAAUAUGCUGAAUCUAACCGUGUAUUAAGUUUUUGGAUUUUGGGCCCCGUUUUUAAAUUGGUCCACAUUGAGGUCCAAAGGGUCCAAAAUUUGUUUGAUUUCAUCAGAAAUUGAAUUAUUGGGGUUCUUUGAUAUGCCGAAUCUAACCGUGUAUUUAGAUUCUUAAUUUUUGGUUCCGUUUUCAAAUUGGUCUACAUUAAGGUCCAAAGGGUCCAAAAUUAAACUUUGUUUGAUUUUAACAAAAAUUGAAUUCUUAGGGUUCUUUGAUAUGCUGAAUCUAAACAUGUAUUUAGAUUUUUGAUUAUGGGCCCAGUUUUCAAGUUGGUCCAAAUCGGGGUCCAAAAUUAAACUUUGUUUGAUUUCAACAAAAAUUGAAUAUAUGGGGUUCUUUGAUAUGCUGAAUCUAACCAUGUAUUUAGAUUUUUGAUUAUGGGCCCAGUUUUCAAGUUGGUCCAAAUCGGGGUCCAAAAUUAAACUUUGUUUGAUUUCAACAAAAAUUGAAUAUAUGGGGUUCUUUGAUAUGCUGAAUCUAACCAUUUAUUUAGAUUUUUGAUUAUGGGCCCAGUUUUCAAGUUGGUCCAAAUCGGGGUCCAAAAUUAAACUUUGUUUGAUUUCAACAAAAAUUGAAUAUAUGGGGUUCUUUGAUAUGCUGAAUCUAACCAUGUAUUUAGAUUUUUGAUUUUUGGGCCCCGUUAUCAACUUUGUCCACAUUGAGGUCAAAAGGGUCCAAAAUUAAACUUUGUUUGAUUUCAACAAAAAUUGAAUAUAUGGGGUUCUUUGAUAUGCUGAAUCUAACCAUGUAUUUAGAUUUUUGAUUAUGGGCCCAGUUUUCAAGUUGGUCCAAAUCGGGGUCCAAAAUUAAACUUUGUUUGAUUUCAACAAAAAUUGAAUAUAUGGGGUUCUUUGAUAUGCUGAAUCUAACCAUGUAUUUAGAUUUUUGAUUAUGGGCCCAGUUUUCAAGUUGGUUCAAAUCGGGGUCUAAAAUUAAACUUUGUUUGAUUUCAACAGAAAUUGAAUUAUUGGGGUUCUUUGAUAUGCCGAAUCUAACCGUGUAUUUAGAUUCUUAAUUUUUGGUUCCGUUUUCAAAUUGGUCUACAUUAAGGUCCAAAGGGUCCAAAAUUAAACUUUGUUUGAUUUUAACAAAAAUUGAAUUCUUAGGGUUCUUUGAUAUGCUGAAUCUAAACAUGUAUUUAGAUUUUUGAUUAUGGGCCCAGUUUUCAAGUUGGUCCAAAUCGGGGUCCAAAAUUAAACUUGAAUAUAUGGGGUUCUUUGAUAUGCUGAAUCUAACCAUGUAUUUAGAUUUUGAUUUUUGGGCCCCGUUAUCAACUUUGUCCACAUUGAGGUCAAAAGGGUCCAAAAUUAAACUUUGUUUGAUUUCAUCAAAAAUUGAAUUCUUGGGGUUCUUUAAUAUGCUGAAUCUAACCAUGUAUUUAGAUUUUGGAUAUUGGACCAUAAAAGGUGAAUGUCCAAUUUAAAAUUUUUAAGUUCUUAGACCACAUUCAUUCUGUGUCAGAAACCUAUGCUGUGUCAAAUAUUUAAUCACAAUCCAAAUUCAGAGCUGUAUCAAGCUUGAAUGUUGUGUCCAUACUUGCCCCAACUGUUCAGGGUUCAACCUCUGCGGUCGUAUCAAGCUGCGCCCUGCGGAGCAUUUUAUUAUAACAGAAAUGAUAAAUGUCCUCAAAACUGACGAAAUCCAAAAAGUUCAAGAGAGUAAUAAUUCACACUUGGUCAUUAAAAUAUCUUCACAGUUAUGUCUACUAUCAAAAGUUAUACAUUUAUCAUAUUUUUUUAAAUGCUCUAAAAAAGAGCUUUCAUAAAGAAAAUAUUUAUCUAGUCAAACUGAAAUUUGUAAAAAUGAUAUGCAUAUGGGUGUUUCCAAUAAUUAGUAUGUAUAAAAAACAUAAAAAUGUCCUAGAAAAAAAUGAUGUUACUUUCUUAUAGGUCUAUGAUAAUCAAAAUAGCAAUUUUUCAUGGUAUCCAGUGUUUAUGGUUUAUAUACUUCAAUAUAAAUGAAAUUUGCACACUUCUUUCUCACCAAGUUAUGUAUACAUAUAUAUACAAAUGUAUAGUCCAACUCUGGCAUGAUUUUAUAGAUCAAUUGUAAUUUCAUAUCCUUGGGCAAUUGUAUGUGUAUGUUAUUUGCUAAAUACUAUUUUAAAACAAGGUUUUAACAAAAAAUGAGUGAGGAUUUUCUUCUUCAAAACUUUAUUCAUAGGAAGUAUGAAAUGUUAUAAAUUUUUUUCUCCUCUAAAAAAUAAGAGCAGUCCUUCUUAUUAAUUCUUACAGCUCAUAUACCUCUAUUUAGUACAGAUGACACUCAUUGGUCAAAUAUUUAAAACCAUAUUGAAUGUUGUCUGAAUUUGAGAUUAAAAUGUAUUUAAAAAAGACAAAAAUUUUUAAUUCAUUGAUUAAUACAUCACCAUGCCUUUUAUGCAAGUCUUCCUGAAUAUUUUGUUAAACCAGUCAGUUUAUAAAACAAUAAUGAGUUAGUUUUGUUGAAUAGCUUAUUUUGCUUCUUUUUCUAUGCAGAAACUUCAUAUGUGAACAUUUCUUUAUUUUUUGUUCAUAUUAAUUUUGUACUUAUUAUAAAUGUUUUAUUGUAAUAAAAUAAAAAUAAUAAAAACAAACUUUAUAAAA